AUGGCCUCCAUCAGCGGGGACACGGGGGUGAUCCACGUGGUGGAGAAGGAGGAGGACCUGCAGUGGGUCCUGGCCGAUGGUCCUCACCCACCCUACAUGAUCCUGCUGGAUGGGAAUCUCUUCAACAGGAAGGUGUUGCUGCAGCUCAAGGGGACCUCCCGGGUGUCCGGCCUUGCCGUGGCCGCUGCCAAACCCAGCCCUGCCCAGGGCUUCUCCCCUGGCCUGAAGUGCCCCAACGAUGGGUUUGGUGUGUAUUCCCAGGACUACGGCCCCGAGUUCGCCCACUGCAACACCACCGUGUGGAACCCCCUGGGCAGUGGCAUCUCCUACGAGGACUUUGACUUCCCCAUUUUCCUCCUGGAAGAUGCCAACGAGACCCAAGUCAUCAAACAGUGUUACCUGGACCACAACGUGCCCAGGGACGGCUCUGCCCCCCAGUACCCCCUGUGUGCCAUGCAGCUCUUCUCCCACAUGCACGCCGUGACCAGCACCGUGACCUGCAUGAGGCGCAGCUCCCUCCAGAGCACCUUCAGCAUCAACCCAGAGAUCGUGUGUGACCCUCUCCUCGACUACAACGUGUGGAGCACUUUGCAGCCCAUCAAUUCCUCUGGAAAGGUGGACCCUGAGAAGGAGGUUAUCAUGGUGGCCACACGAAUUGACAGCCACUCCUUCUUCUGGAACAUUGCCCCCGGGGCCGAGGGCGCCGUGUCCUCCUUCGUCACCCACCUGGAGACCUUUGACUACAUUGGCAGCUCCAGGAUGGUCUAUGACAUGGAGCAGGACAAGUUCCCUCUGCGCUUGGACAACAUCCACUCCUUCGUGGAGCUCAGUCAGGUGGCUCUCAGGAAUGGCUCCAUCCUCUGGAUGCACACGGACCCCGUGUCACGGAUGAACCAGUCCGUGGAUGCGCAGGUCAGGAACCUGCUGGCCACCCUGAGCAGGAGCAGCGCGGGCUCGGCCGUGACCCUGCAGGAAGCCGGAUUUUCCCAGCCCCUCCCUCCAUCCUCCUUCCAGCGCUUCCUCCGGGCUCGCCACAUCCCCGGGGUGGUCCUGACUGACCACAGGACAGCCUUCCAGAACAGAUACUACCAGAGCAUGUAUGACACUCCAGAGAACAUUGGGAUGCAGUAUCCCGAGGGGCUGAGCCCUGAGGAGACCCUGGAAUACGUCACGGACACGGCCAAGGCCCUGGCAGAAGUGGCCACCGUGGUGGCCCGAGCCCUUUAUGGCCUGGCUGGAGGGACCAACAGCACCUCUGCCAUCCAGGCCGACCCCAAAACGGUCACCCGGAUGCUCUACGGCUUCCUGAUCAAAAUGAACAAUUCCUGGUUUCAAUCCAUCAUCAAACCAGACCUCAAAGGAAUUCUGGGGGAUGUUCCCCAGCACUACGUGGCAGUUUCCAGCCCUGUGAACACGACCUACCUGGUGCAGUUUGUGCUGGCCAACCUGACGGGCACGGUGGUGAACCUCACCAAGGAGGAGUGUCUGAGCCCCGAGAAGAGCCCCCACACUGAGAGGGAGAUCCUCACCCUGCUGCUGGGAGUCUCCAUCCUGGUCCUGUCCCUGCUCACCACCUACUUCAUCAACGCCAAGGCCGACGUGCUCUUCAGCCUCCCGCGGGACCCCGGGGCCGUGGCCUACUGAGCCUCCCCUGGGCUGGGGAACUCCUGGAAAACUCCUGGGUGGCAGCUGCCAGGGCUGAGCCAGCGCUGGGAUGGCCCUCCCUCUGCACAAGGUUCCCUCCAGAACCUUCCACGUGUCCCAGGGGCUGAGCCCUGAGAGACUCUCCCCAGGAAAAGGCACCGACCGAGCCCCGAAGGGACUUCGGGGCAGAUUCCCAGAGUUUGAUUUGUCCUUGGAGCAGCCUGAGGAGGGUCCUGGAUGCUGCUGGGAGCACCCUGGGGUGGAUUUCUUCCCUGAAUCCAGCCAAGGGUGGGAAGGAUGAAGGUGUUUCCUCCUGGAGCAGUGGAAUUCCGAGGUGUCCAGCAGCCCCAGGAGCCGUGGAAGGUCCAUCCCAAGGUGUCCUCAGCAGGUGAUCAGAUGUAAAACAACCUUGUUUCUUCUAAUGGUGCAAUAUUUUCUGGGCUUUGUACAUAUAUAAAUAGUUCCCUUUAAUUAAAAAACGGCCACUUCCAAAUGAA
Manacus vitellinus (golden-collared manakin) is the source of this 2141-nucleotide messenger RNA. RefSeq names its product nicastrin (gene NCSTN). Bases 1 to 1644 code for a protein of 547 amino acids. Gene Ontology annotation, cellular component: membrane. Lineage: Eukaryota; Metazoa; Chordata; Aves; Passeriformes; Pipridae. The transcript has 15 exons. Gene Ontology annotation, biological process: protein processing; Notch receptor processing. The record is from RefSeq and is a predicted model, not a curated record.